Messenger RNA from Toxotes jaculatrix (banded archerfish), 4476 nucleotides. It is a transcript of the gene map4k2, whose product is annotated as mitogen-activated protein kinase kinase kinase kinase 2. Gene Ontology annotation, molecular function: MAP kinase kinase kinase kinase activity; ATP binding. The transcript is spliced from 32 exons. The coding region runs from base 289 to 2913 and encodes 874 amino acids. Gene Ontology annotation, biological process: protein phosphorylation. The record is from RefSeq and is a predicted model, not a curated record. Lineage: Eukaryota; Metazoa; Chordata; Actinopteri; Toxotidae.
GACGCUUGUAGUCAGUGUGUGUGUGUGUGUGUUUCAGUGACCGCGGAAUAGUUUGCGUGCACGUGUGUGUCUAUGUGUGUGAGAGUUGUGUUAGUGUCUGUCCUGUCUGAUCGACACACCAGCAAUUAGUCAGCUCCAAUUAGCUCCCAUUAUUAACCAGCCCAACCAGUGCUGCUGCUGUUGCUGCGGCUGCCGCUGCCCGCCGCUCUGUCCUCCGACAUCUGGGAUGUGUGAGUAGAAAAGCCGCGCCAGGCUCACCCACUGCAGCCGCAGAAGCGUCUCCCAAACAUGGACAGGAUAGGGGUGUCAUUCCUGGACCCCUUGGAAGACUACGAGUUAAUUCACCGGAUUGGGUGCGGCACCUAUGGAGACGUCUUCAAGGCUCGCAACAUCAGGACAUCAGAACUGGCAGCUAUCAAAAUCGUCAAGCUGGACCCUGGUGACGACAUCACGUCCAUCCAGCAGGAGAUUACGAUGAUGAAGGAGUGCAAGCACAAAAACAUCGUGGCCUACUUCGGCAGCUACCACAGGAACACCAAGCUGUGGAUCUGCAUGGAGUACUGUGGUGGAGGGUCACUUCAGGAUAUUUACCAUGUGACGGGCCCAUUAAGGGAGAAACAGAUAGCGUAUGUGUGCAGAGAAACCCUCCAGGGUUUGUAUCACCUGCACGAAACAGGCAAAAUGCAUAGAGACAUAAAGGGAGCCAACAUCCUUUUGACAGAGAGAGGAGAUGUGAAACUGGCUGAUUUUGGAGUGGCUGCAGAGAUCAGUGCCUCGGUGGCCAAAAGGAAGUCUUUCAUUGGAACUCCCUACUGGAUGGCACCAGAGGUAGCUGCAGUGGAAAAGAAGGGCGGGUACAACCACCUGUGUGAUAUCUGGGCCGUCGGGAUCACUGCCAUCGAGCUGGCCGAGCUCCAGCCACCUAUGUUCGACCUCCACCCAAUGCGAGCACUGAUGUUGAUGUCCAAGAGCAGCUUCCAGCCUCCAAGACUAAAGGAUAAAUCCAAGUGGUCGGCAGGUUUCCACAGCUUUGUGAAGAUGGCCCUCAUCAAAAGUCCUCGUAAAAGGCCCUCAGCUGAGACACUGCUGCAGCAUCCGUUCGUGACACAGCUGCUAACCCGUAACCUGGUCAUUGAGCUUCUGGACAUGGCCAACAACCCCGAGCUCCACCCUACGCACACACACACCCUGGACGACAAUGAACUGGAGGUUGGGGAAAUGGCUCCAGACAAGAUUCAGUCAGCAGGGAAACACCUGCCUGUAGAGAGGACCUUGUCUGAAGAGCAAUUUGACCAGGUGAAGUUCGGCCCCCCGCGGAGAAAAGUCACGGAGCCUUAUCCCGAUUUGCAGGGCUCUUAUGAUGAUGACUGGAGUCUGUCUGGAGACGAAGACAACUCACCGAGCCUGUUGGAAUGUGUGGAGCAAGCUCUGCAGCUGAGGAGUUUAACCAUUAAGAGAGCGCCAUCUACUGAUGGAGGCAAGAAAAGUGGUCUGUUCAGUCCGUCCACAGCCUCCCUGCCGGCCUUCAGCUCUUUGACUCCCAGCACAGAGGACAAGAAAGACCUGACCCUGAGACCGAGCUGUACACUGGGCCCUGAUACCGGCAUCACCGCUGAUUCCACCUCCACUUCAGGUUUAGCCAGGUGCUCAGCCACUCAGGACGUCAGGCAGCGCUGCAGCGAUCCACAUCAGCCUGUGGGGGACGCUGCAACAGCAGAGAAGAGGAAGGUUGCCACUGUGUCCUCAACAAAACGAGAGACACCGAUGUCACCUGAAUGGAGCACACUAAGGAGAAAGACAGAGGACUCUAGAGCUGAUUGUCAUGGACUUCCUCCUACCCCUCAAGUCCAUAUGGGAGCGUGCUUCUCCAAAGUCUUCAACGGAUGUCCUCUUAAAAUCCAUUGUGCUGUCACCUGGAUUUUACCCAAGACAAGAGAUCAGUAUCUUAUUCUUGGGGCAGAGGAGGGCAUCUACAUACUGAACCUUAACGAACUUCAUGAAGAUACACUAGAGAAGCUGCUGCCUCAGCGAUGUACAUGGCUUUAUGUAAUGAACAACGUGCUGAUGUCCGUAUCAGGGAAGUCGUCCCAGCUUUACUCCCACAGUCUGACGGCUCUGUUUGAACAGAGAGGACAUCUGCAGAAGAAGCACAGCAGUCUGUCGCUCAGCACCAACCGCUUCGCUGAGAGGAUCAGCCCCAGGAAGUUUGCCAUAUCUGUGAAGAUUCCUGACACUAAAGGCUGUAGGACGUGUAGUGUGGCGAGGAAUCCAUACACAGACAGUACAUUUCUAUGUGGGGCGGUUCCAUCUGGCCUGGUUCUCCUAUUGUGGUACGAGCCUCUCCAGAAGUUCAUGCAUCUAAAGCACAUAGCGAUAAAGCUUCCAGACUCUCUGCCAGUAUUUGAGCUGCUGGUGUUGGUAACAGAUGAGUUUCCCCAGCUGUGUGUUGGGGUGAGAGACUGCAGUAACGGGAAGCCGCCGACCAGCCAGCAGCUCAAGUUUGAUAUAAUAGAGCUGAAUGGCGCCCCUGUUUCAGUACCAGAUAGUGGAGCACUUAGGGCGGUCCAGGUGACCCAGCUGGAUGGAGACACUGUCCUCAUCGCUGUAGACAAAACUGUAAAGAUUGUGAACCUCCGGGGGCUUCCGUCGAAAGAGCUGGCUGCUGAAAUGGUCUUUGACUUCGCCAUAGAAACACUAGUCUGUUUGCAGGACAGUGUGCUGGCUUUCUGGAAGCACGGCCUUAAAGGGAAGAGUUUUCACUCCAAUGAGGUAACGCAAGAAAUCACAGAUGAAAGUCGAGUAUUCCGAGUUUUGGGAACAAACAGGGACAUCAUUCUUCAGAGCACACCGACGCAUGACCCGUCAGCACUGAGCAACCUGUACAUCCUGACCGGACACGAGAGCAGCUACUGAGAUGAAAUGGAAAUGUGUGUUGGAAAUGAUGUCCUCCUCUACUACACCUGUAGCAGACACCAGCACCAACUCAUCCCACUGACGCUCUGCUGUGAAAGACAAAAUGUCAGCCCCAGUUGCUCGCUCGGACUCAAAACUAUAUUUUGUUGGGCAGCACAUGUAAAAGACUAAAAGACUUGACAACAUGCUGAGUGAGUUUCUAACUCUUGGAUGUUCUAAUUAAAGGUGCAAAAGCCAAUAAUUUCAUGGAAAAACAAUCUCAGUGUGACUGCUGCAGAGAGGACAGAGACGCCAUAGACCCACUGCUGUCAGAAUGGACCACAGAUGGUAGAGAAACAUGGACAUGACAUCUCUGACAUCACACAUGCUCUUCUAAGUUGAUGCUUUGAAGCUUUCAUUUUUAGUUUACCGUUUGCUGUCGUCUUCGGCAGCUACUGGAACCAGAACAUUUUGGUCAAAUGGGAGGAGAAAGUGGCAAAGACCACAGCUGAGUGCCAUAAGCUGAGACACCUGUCAAUUAAUCACAUUAAUAAAAUUUUAUAUUCUAGUAUUCUAAUAUUCUCUAGACACAAGCAUCUAGUGGCCUUUGGUGGUACUGCAGCUUAAAGCAUUUGUACUUCAGCCUCAGUACUCAGCCAUAGUGUUUGCCAUUUUUGGUUACAAUUUUCUGUACGCCAUACUGCUGCGUUGAUGUGAAAAUAAUGAAUGCUAACGUGUAAAAUUUGAACCAAAUUUCAACCCAACGUCAUGCUUUGACUUAGCUUUCAACACUGUGUCAUUUCGGGGGGGGGGGGGGGGGGGGCUUCUUUAAUUUUUCUCUCCACAAACCUGAAAGAAUUUGACUUCCCGCUACAGUGCUCUAAAAAUAUGACUAGAAAACACCCAGUAUCAUGUUUCGGGUUUGUAGAAAGAACAAUGAAAGAAGCCUUCAACAUAAAAAUGUGGUGGAAGCUAGCUUAAAAAACAUGAUCUAUCCUGUUAAGAAGAGUGUGUGUAACCAAAUUAACUUUUCAGAUGUAUAUAUUUUAUCUAAGACCAUGCAAUUCUGACAAUUCCCAUGAAUUUUGAGGAUUGUGAAUGUGUUUAAUCUUAGCAGCAUUUACAUUAUGUGCCACCAUGUUGAAUUUAAAGGGUCAUUCCACUGCAGUCAGUUACCCAUGGGCGUCAACACACAGCUUUAACCCGUGACUGUCACUCCUCCGUCACUGCUAGUAACUCAUAAAUUACACACAGGCUAAAGGUUCAUCUGAUUACAUGAGGUGCCAUAGAAACUGAAUGCAAACAAUGAUAUUUCUGCUUGUUCCACAAAAAAAAUGUAAAUUCCACUACAUUCAUUUUGUGUGUGAUGAUAUUUAUGUUAUUUAUGGAAAGGAAAUUGUAUAAUUAACACUCACCUUUCUCUGAAAAAUACUUGAAAGGUAUAAUAUGCAUAUGGGUAUUUGUUUUUCAAGAUGUUUUAUUUUUGCUGUGUAUAAAAUGUAUGUAUACAACAAUACAGAAUGCUCUUACCAUGUGGAGGGAUUGUAACAUGCAAAGUAAAGAUUUUAAUAUCCUAUAAAGGUA